This is a messenger RNA of Caenorhabditis bovis, 1497 nucleotides long. NCBI's taxonomy places the organism in Eukaryota, Metazoa, Nematoda, Chromadorea, Rhabditida, Rhabditidae. The record is from the annotation of a GenBank genome assembly.
AUGGCGUUUAUUCUACAGUCAGAAUCGAUUGACGGCUCCCCGCCAUCCAACGGAUUACACAUGAAUGGACAAGAUUCGCUGGUUCAGCCAUUGCUGACCGAUUUUUAUCAAAUUACCAUGUGCUAUGCUUAUUGGAAAGCCGGAACCUACAACGAGAAAGCUGUGUUCGACGUAUUUUUCCGCAAAAAUCCAUUUCAUGGUGAAUAUACAGUUUUUGCGGGUCUUGAAGAUUGUUUGCGCUUCGUUGAGAACUUCAAAUUUAGUCACAGCGAUAUUGAAUAUAUUCGUAAAAUUCUUCCCGAUACUGCUGAACCAGAAUUCUUCGAUUAUCUGAGAGGGCUUGAUGGAACGCAGUUGCGAAUCGAAGCGAUCCAAGAAGGAUCUGUUGUGUUCCCAAAGGUUCCUCUAAUCACCAUCGAGGGACCAUUAGCGAUAUGCCAAUUACUCGAGACUUCAAUUUUGAAUCUUGUCAAUUUCUCAAGCUUAGUUGCAACUAAUGCAUCGCGAUUUCGAUUAGCGGCCGGAAAAAACCUUCAACUUUUGGAGUUUGGUCUGCGAAGAGCACAGGGUCCAAACGGAGGUCUUACGGCGAGCAAAUAUUGUUAUAUUGGAGGCUUCGACGGAACAAGCAAUGUGCUUGCCGGAAAGUUAUACGGAAUUCCUGUGAAAGGAACUCAGGCGCAUAGUUUCAUUUGUUCGUUUUCGUCGCCUGAUGACUUGAAACUUCGCAAAGUGAAGCGAAACAAUUCCGAUGAACUCGUCGAUUUGUGGGAAUUAAGUCGUACCAAGAGAGAUUGGAUUAUGCACCAAUUUUCGUGGGGAGUUGUGCAAUCAGAAGUGUCUGAAGGAGAGCUAGCGGCUUUCGUCGCCUAUGCGAUUGCUUUCCCUGCUGCAUUUUUGGCUCUUAUUGAUACUUAUGAUGUAUUGAGAAGCGGAGUUGUCAAUUUUGUCGCCGUUACACUUGCUCUGCAUGAAAUUGGCUACAAAUCGCUCGGUUGCAGAAUUGACAGCGGAGAUUUGUCAUAUCUUUCUAAGGAACUCCGCGCAAGUUUUAUCAAAGUCGCCGCUGUUCGGCCAGAUUUGAGCUUUUUCGAAAAAAUGCCUGUCGUAGCUUCGAAUGACAUUAAUGAAGAGACAAUUAUGUCGCUUAAUGAGCAAGAGCAUGAAAUCAACGCGUUUGGUGUUGGUACUCACCUGGUGACAUGCCAGAAGCAGCCCGCACUCGGGUGUGUUUACAAACUAGUUGCACAGUCCUCAGUGCCGAAAAUCAAGUUGAGUCAAGAAGUGUCUAAGAUUACGCUACCUGGCAAGAAGAAGUGCUUCCGAAUCUACGGAAAAGCCGGCUAUGCGAUUCUCGAUCUGCUUAUGCUUGAAGAUGAGCCGGACCCGAAAGCCAACGAGCAAAUUUUGUGCAGACACCCGUUCCAGGUAAGAUUAUUGCAUAAAAAAUGGAUGGGUACACAAAAAAAAGUGUCUCGGCGCGUGUUUUGUCGUUGA